Zootermopsis nevadensis is the source of this 3373-nucleotide messenger RNA. It is a transcript of the gene Ipk2, whose product is annotated as Inositol phosphate kinase 2. Gene Ontology annotation, molecular function: inositol tetrakisphosphate kinase activity; inositol-1,4,5-trisphosphate 3-kinase activity. Gene Ontology annotation, cellular component: cytoplasm; nucleus. The record is from RefSeq and is a predicted model, not a curated record. Lineage: Eukaryota; Metazoa; Arthropoda; Insecta; Blattodea; Termopsidae. Gene Ontology annotation, biological process: inositol phosphate biosynthetic process.
AUUUAUGUUUGACAUCACCUGUGUCUGUGCUGAAGGCGGUUGCAUGUAUGGUAUAUGGUUACGUCACACUGGAAUCAAGGUAUUGCGUUGUUUGCCAAGUUCGCUCUGACGAAAGGAGGUGCAUUCAAGAUGCAGAGGAUGGUCUGGACAGGCGAAACUUAACAGGUACCUGCAGCAGUAAGGAUAUUUGCGUCAUAAUAAGGUUGAAGAUUGCAAGAUGAGUACCGUUUCAGUACGAAGCAAGGCAGGGGAGAAGUUUCUGAAGUUGAAUGGAAUUAAGGCAACACAUUUUGAUGUUGACGAUGCAAAUAAAAACUGUUCUCUCCCACCAAAUACACUGCCCAUGGAAAACCAAGUUGCAGGACAUUCAUUUGGAGAUGGUAAAAAUACACUAGGAAUGUUGAAACAUAAGGAUGGGUAUGUAUUGAAACCAAUAGAGAAACCUGCUUAUGGGGAACGUGAAAUAAAGUUUUAUCAAGACUUGCAGAGUGCUAAUGAUGCAGUAUCAGUUGAGCUCAAGAAAUUGGUCCCAAAAUUUUUGGGCACUACAACCUUGAAAAUAAAUGAAAAAGAUGUCAAGUUCAUCAUAUUGGACAAUGUAGCAAAUGACAUUGCAGAACCGUGUAUCAUGGAUGUCAAAAUCGGAAGACAAACAUGGGAUCCCGAGGCAUCAUUAGAGAAGAGAAAAAAUGAAGAUCAAAAAUAUAGUGAAUGCAAACAGGAUCUUGGGUUCUGCAUUCCUGGCUUUCAAGUUCAUAGAAUAUCUACUGGUAAUGUUAUGAAGUUGGGGAAAGAUUAUGGGAAGAAUUUGAACAAGACUACUGUGAGAGAUGCCUUGAAGCUGUACUUGAAUUCUGACUCUGGCCUCAGUCGUCAAAUGAUGCUGCAGUUUCUCGCUAGUCUGUGGCGAAUACUCCGAUGGUGCAGGAUUCAACGCAGAUUCAGACUGUAUUCAAGUUCCCUUCUGCUUGUUUAUGAUGCAAGAAGACUCAGACAGUGUCUCAAAAUUGAGGGUUGCAGUCCAAGUCGUCCGUUGAGUCCAAUCUUGGGCCGAGCAUUAACCCUCAGUGUCACCACUCCACCGGUGUUUGGCGGCCCAUUUAAUCUUGGAACGCUUAGCCCUGGAUUCUGUUCACAACGAAAUUCUGACCAGUUCAAUUUUUCAGGAUUGGCACCCGACAAAUCACGUAAUUCUAGAAGUUCUAAUGGAAGGCUUUCUCCCAAUACAUUGUCCGUACCUGGAACUCCAGCUUCUUUCCAGAAACAGAAUGGUACCUUUGAUGAUAGUAGUUGGCAUGCUGGUUUUGAGAAGGCAUGUCAAACCCACUCCCUUAUUAACAAUUAUGAGAAAGAUCUUCAGUCAAUGAAAGAGAACUAUACGUUUCAGCUGAAUGACUUGAAAAGUGCUGACAAGCCUCUAAGCAAAGAGGAGUGGGUUCAGGUAAAAAUGAUUGAUUUUGCUCAUCCAUUUCCAUCGGUGAAUGAUGAACUAGAUACAAACUAUCUGGAAGGAAUUGAGAAUCUUGUCAAGUUGUUUGAGAGUUUAUUGGAAGAAAUGUCCUUGUCAGCAUUAAAUCCCGAUUGAGUCGUGAGUGAUGUCUGUACAUACGUAUUCUGAAAGUUUCCUGCCAAAAUAUGCUUUAACAAGAUGUUUUUAGGAAUUUUGUAAAGUUUUAUAUAUUGUGUACGUAAGGUUCUCUUAUUUGGGACCAAUUUAAAAAAAUUUACGUCUCUGCAUGGUUGCUGACAGGACUUUGUGACGCGGCCCCCUUAGCUACUUUAUUCUACCUGGAGCAUUGAUGAUUUUUUUUUUCAUGUUCUUGUGUUCCCUUGAAUAGUUACUAUGCAUUAGAUCGGCUAGUUUUUAAUUAAUUAACAUGAUGGAUCUUACACAAAAUCCAUUUUCAUUUAGCAGCCUUAAAACUUAAAAUAUGAGGAAAAUUGUAUGGAAGUGAUUGUGGAGAUAUGAGUAGUGAUGGUUAUGUAAAUUUUCCUGUAUGUAUGUGGUUUUAUUAUUAUAUUAUUUGAGUCUAUCUAAUGAUAUGUAAAAUGCACUGAAGACUUACCAAAAUUCAAAUAUAUGGGAAUGGUAAGUAAGGAACAUAAAUGAAGAAUCGCAAUUAAAUCGUGAGGCAUCUAAAUUCAGGAAAUGUUUGUUACUAGACAUGUGAAAUUUUAUAACACAUUUUAUCAUUUGUUUCAAAUGGUUGCAACAGUCUAAUAUUCUGAUGAGAGGAUAAAUAAUGAAAUGUGGAAGUAAAUUUUAAAAGAAAAUAUGAAGAUACAGGAGAGAUAAAAAGAUUUGUACAGAUUGGCACAUAAUUAGUCAUUCAAUUUUAACUAAUUGCAUUUCUAUUUAUUUUUGGAAAUAAAGUAGACUUGGGAUAUUAUUACGAACCACUGUACAGCCCAGCAGUGAACAACAGUUGUUGAAUUUUUAUUUUCCAAACAAUUGUUCAGUUUUAUUGAUGCAGAGAAUUCUGUAUAAAUUUUAACACCCAAAUGGCUGCAGAAAAAUUUUGGCACAGGACUUGCAUCUUUUUCUAUACAAGAUUCAGCUGAUGCAAGAAUUUCUGCCAAGAAAUCAUGAAAAGCACACAGAAUACCCUCUGCGUUCCGAUAGGUGAUUAAUAAUUAUGUGCCACUGUGUACAAAGAGGAACUUCAUGUUUUAUGCUUUUGGCUGGUAUUUGUAUUUUCAGGGAUAAUAAAAUCAGUGAUUUGAAUAUGCAUUACAUGUCCAUAUCAACAUUAUGAGGGAGAUGUUGCUUGGCACAAGAUGAUACAAACUGUAAGUCAGUGGGUACAAUUUUUAAGAUGUUUGGUUGAUUUAUGGUUACUCUUAUUUAAUGCUCUGUAGUUCCCAGCUUUGAAUUUUGGCCAGUAGAUGAACUGUCCUGACUGAGAUUUCCAUGAUUUUUACCUUAGUCCCUCUAGAUAAAUUGCUGGGAUAUUACCUUAAAAUGCCCAUGACAACUUCCAUUGAUAGCUUUUCCAAUCCAUUAUUCACAUUAUCAUCCUAUUUGAAGGUAUACAACCAAUGCGUUUGGAAGAACACUGUUAAAUAACCCAAGAACCAAGAUAAAGAAACAAAUUAAUGAACAUUGUACUAGACAAAUUUCUUGAGAUACAUAGCCAGAAUUUGUAAUGGCUGUGUAGAUAUGGUGGAUUGUGAUUUAAUAUAACUCUCUUUUUAUUGCUGUAAUUAACCUUCAGUUUACAUAACAUCAGGAAAACUUAUUCACAUAAUUUCCACCUUCAUAUAAUUUUGAGGAUAUUAAAAGAAUUUAUAAAGUUUUCUUUGGUUUAGAAGUAUGAAGUCUGAUCCUUUCCAUUUGAAUUUUUUAUCAUAAAAUAAAAGUAAAUUGUGUGGA